Myotis lucifugus (little brown bat) is the source of this 1223-nucleotide messenger RNA. RefSeq names its product calcium binding protein 1 (gene CABP1). Lineage: Eukaryota; Metazoa; Chordata; Mammalia; Chiroptera; Vespertilionidae. Gene Ontology annotation, molecular function: calcium ion binding. Bases 124 to 807 code for a protein of 227 amino acids. The transcript has 7 exons. The record is from RefSeq and is a predicted model, not a curated record.
GUCCUGGAGGGAGAGCGGCGCAGGCAGAGGGCGGCUGGGCUUGGCAGUGACCGCUGAGGUCUCUCAGCCCAAGAGCCUCCUCCAUGGACCCCGGGAUCCUGAGAGGCGCUGCCUCAGCUUAGGAUGGGCAACUGUGUCAAGUCUCCACUGAGAAAUCUCUCAAGGAAGAUGCACCAGGAGGAGACUGCCAGCUACAGAGUGGUGCAGACCAGCGAGGAGGGGCUGGCGGCCAGCGGCGAGCUCCCCGGACCGCUCCUGAUGCUGGCCCAGAACUGCGCCGUCAUGCACAACCUGCUGGGCCCUGCCUGCAUCUUCCUGCGCAAGGGCUUCGCCGAGAACAGGCAGCCUGACAGAUCACUGCGGCCAGAGGAGAUAGAAGAGCUCCGAGAGGCCUUCAGAGAAUUUGACAAGGACAAGGACGGCUACAUCAACUGCCGAGACCUGGGCAACUGCAUGCGCACCAUGGGCUACAUGCCCACCGAGAUGGAGCUUAUCGAGCUGUCCCAGCAGAUCAACAUGAACCUGGGUGGCCAAGUGGAUUUUGAUGACUUUGUGGAGCUAAUGGGACCUAAACUCCUGGCGGAGACGGCAGAUAUGAUUGGUGUAAAGGAACUGCGAGAUGCUUUCCGAGAGUUUGACACCAAUGGUGAUGGGGAGAUAAGCACCAGUGAGUUGCGAGAGGCCAUGAGGAAACUCCUGGGUCAUCAGGUGGGACACCGAGACAUAGAGGAAAUUAUCCGAGAUGUGGACCUCAAUGGGGAUGGCCACGUGGACUUUGAAGAGUUCGUCCGGAUGAUGUCCCGCUGAGGCCGUGAGGGCCCCUCCAGGACUGCCAAGCUCCCACAGGCGGGAGAAGAGGGGCAGAGCUCUCCUCGCUCCGCUGCUGCAGCUGCCGAGAGCCCAGGAUGGACUGGUGGAGGGGGCCUGCUUGCACCCCGGACCCCCACCCUCCGCACUGUGAAAGACUCACAACUCCUGCAACUGGAAAGGGGGGCGCCCACCGACAAGGAGGCCACAGUGCCAAGCCCACAGAGGUUAUGCAAGGCGCCAAGUGCCAUGUACCCAGCCGCUGCCGGCUGGACGGGCCAGGGAGCCCGCCAGCAGAUCCCACAUAGCAUGUCUGCCCCAGGGCAAAGCCCUUGUUGCCCUCCUCAGCGCUGUGCCCAUCCCAGCUCGCCUCAGCCUUGUUAUCUCAGAACCAAUAAAAACAUUUCCGAGAGCAA